AUGGUAACACUUUGUUUGGACAACAGCCUACAGAUUUUAGUUAGAAGAAGAACAGAAAGAGCAGAUGAAAACACUGAAGAUAUUUAUCGAUUAAGAGGCAGGCAAUUCGCUCAUUACCAAACUAAUGACACUCUGCUUAUUCAGGAAUCUUUAAUAGAAACCUUUCAAACGCUAGUGUCGGCAUUGAAGAGUGCUGUCCCAGAAUUAUCGACAACACCUAUGUCUAUCAAUAUAAUACAGGAGACUUUCAAUUUUAUAAGACUUAAAUUACAUGACAAGCGUGGUAGACAAGGACAGAAAUACCUAGCGGAUCAGGUGCAUUCAAGGUUUGCAAUACUUGAAUUAAAAAUUGAUAAAAUCUCAAAGAUACUCCAUCUGCUUGCAGGUAGGGUUAACUGUACUGUCAUUUUUUUCCAUUACUCCCUCAGCCUCGAUGUACAACUCCCUGAAACAUUUGAAGAAGUGAACUCUGUCAAAAAGUGUGUUACGAGUUUAGAUGGCUCCUCAAGAUUUAACAUUGAUUUAACCGAGUAG
Mycotypha africana is the source of this 534-nucleotide messenger RNA. RefSeq lists its product as uncharacterized. Bases 1 to 534 code for a protein of 177 amino acids. NCBI's taxonomy places the organism in Eukaryota, Fungi, Mucoromycota, Mucoromycetes, Mucorales, Mycotyphaceae. The transcript has 4 exons. The record is from RefSeq and is a predicted model, not a curated record.